AUGGCGGACUUCAUGACCGCAGUCAAGACCGUUCACAAGACAAACGAUGAACCGCGAGACCCGAUCCUCACACCCAUCUCCACACAAGCCGUGCAGGAUGAGAAACCCGAGCCCAAACCCACAGCCGGGGUCGAUGAUGCCGAGAAGAAAACGUUCGCCUCUAUCACAUCGCCCGAAGAUGCACUUCAGUACUUGCGGUCUCAGCCUGAUGCAGAUGGCCUCAUCAGGGUUCUUCGUCGCCUGAGCACACGCCAUGGGCUUUCCGACAACUUCGACCUCCAUGCCCCUGGACCACUGCAAGCGCAGAUCAUCAAUACCAUUGUCACAUCUGUAGUUCCAACCUUCUGGUCUGCAUUCGACAAGAACGACAAGCUACUUCUGCUUGCAUGCCUGCGAAACGCUGCGGGAGCUAAUGCUCUUGUGGCGAGAGCAAAGCUGCUUUGCGACGAUCUCAGUAGGUCCAGGCCUGAAGAUGCCAACUACGAGGAGCUGGCUGUUAUCCUCUCCGCUAUCAAUCAAGUCUUCAAACCUGAUGACAUCGCUCUGGUCGUUUGGAGUGGUCUUGCAGAGGAAGUAGACAACGAAGUCAAGCGGCAACUGGCGUGGAAAGACUUCGUUGGCCUCAUCGCAUCUGGGAAGCUCGUUACGACCGUCGCUCGUACUGAAGACACUCUCAAGACCAAGGAGAGUAUUAGCCAGACGACUUCGUCUUUUUCAUCUGGAGCUGAGACUUCGGCAUGGCUUGGCAGAAACGUUGCAGCCUUCGUUCAACAAUCGGGAAAUGAGAGCCUGGAUCAUCCAGAUGCAUGUUCAGCCUCAGGCUUACUUCUCUCCAAAUCAUUCGGGCUCGGAUAUGCUCUAUCACUAGCCAAGGCCUUCUUCAAGGCCCUUCUCUUGCAGGAACCAGGCGAUGAGGCAUUCGAUGGCAUAGACACCUUGCUCCGAGUCCUUCCAACUCACACGAAACGACAACUCCUCGAGACUACGUUGAAAUGGCUAUCAGAGGCCACUGACGAUAUAUCAGCGAGCAACACUUCCAGUCACACCUCCAAUGUCCAGGUUGAGGGCAUAUCAUCGUUGAUUAGCGUUCUUUUGAGAUCAGACACAUUCAUGCUGCAGCAUCUCGUCCAAUUUCUGGGAGAUCCCGUCGCAGCCACUCUCACGAAUGAUACCCGACGAGCGUGCAUUGCUGUACUGGCCAAAGACGCAACCAAUGAGCUGGAAAUCCUGCUCGAACGGCUGAUGAGCACCUUCGGUGAGAAGGUCUUCAUCGACCAUGCGCCCAUCGUUCAGCAGGAGGGCAUUGCGCAAACCCUUCUCUUGGCAGCUGGUCAUAUUCAUCGCAUCACCCCAAUGGCCCUUCUCAUGACAGCGAGAUCAUCGGGGCAUAUGCAAGGUGUGAGCAAUCGCUUGCAUAGUUCCAAUCAGAGAGCAAGAUGGCUCGGCAUGGUUGUUGGCGUAUCCUUGUCAAGCUUGGUCGAUAAAGCAGACUCUCUGUUGAGCUUUGGCACUGAUGAGAUGUCCACUGAGGAGGCCAAGUGGUAUCAGAGUCUUGUCAAGAUCGAGGAUAAGAUCGGCAACUUGGGAGAUCUCAGAAAGCUGUUGGAGACCAGAAAGUCUCUGGCUAGAGCGCACCGAAAGAUACCCAUCAGAUCCGAGCCCCAAAAGCUACCCAUGAUCAAUGGAAAGCAGGCAUUUGGGCCUCCAAAGCCACCAGUACCUGUUCAGACCGAAGUCAUUGGCGACAAGGUGACUGAAAUAGAAGAUGACGAAGAGGACGAGGACGACGAUCUCAAACCAUACGCUAAGCCAGACAGUGACCCGGAGGACAGCGAUGAAGAUGCAACACUGGUCAAUCGCAAGAAGCCACGGCCUCCGGUGUACAUUCGAGACUUGAUGAGAAUGCUCAAAGAGGCCCAGGAUCACGACAAAUUCCAGAUGGCCAUCAACCAUGCCCCUGGCUUGAUCAGACGAAAAGCCAACUUUGGGGGUGAGGUCAAAGACCACGCUGAAGAACUGGCACUUAUGCUGUGCGACCUGCGAGAUCCUUUCGAGACUGAAGGAUUUGACGAAUUGAAGCUGCAAGCUCUCAUCGCCAUCCUCCUGACAGACGUCAAGACGAUGAGUCCAUGGCUAAGCAAGCAGGCCUUCGCAGGCGAGUACUCCCUCUCACAGCGGUGCGUCAUGCUCAGCGCCAUCGGACUGGGCGGGAGAGAACUAGCAGGCUAUAAAGAGGACGACUUGAAUCCCGCCCCACCGAGCAGCACCACAUCCUUCCCAAGCAAACGCCUACCAGACCAUUUACACGCCAUCUACAGUCCAACAAACAGCUCCGUCAAACGCCUGGAGUCAGCCAGCAAGAACGUCGAACACCAACUCAUCAAACCACUCGCCCUCUCAGCCGCCGACAAAACCACAUCCCACCUCGACGCCGUCAAAGUACGCACCUUCUCCAGCCGAAUGGAAGUCGAGCGCACAAAACGCAAGCCCACCGCAAACCAACUCGCCAAAACCCUCGGCGAAUCCUUCUUCUUCCCCUUGCUAAGCCGCUACCAACAAGAAGUCGCCGCCUACGGAUCAGGCAGCGUCUUCGUCUCGGCGCCCUUCGUACUCGUCACAUUCCUCAAAACUCUCGCUCUCCUCUUCCACGCCGCCGGACCCGCAACACUGAACCUCGCCGAGAUCACAACCGCCUUUUGGGACCUCCUCCUCUCACUGCGAAUGCAAGCCAUCUCGGACAUCUCCGUUCUUGAAUCAGUGCUCUUCUCCCUGCUGACACUCCUCGAGAUCAACGUCGACUCAAGACAGCGCGUGGUACAAGAGACGCCAAAGCAGCUCAUGGAGACACAACAAUGGGUCGAGCUUGUAUUCGAGAAAACCGGAGGUGGAAGUCUUGUCACCGAGGGGAGUGAUGAGGAGGCGAGGGUGAGGACUCUGGCGGCGGGUGUGUUGAUGAAGACGAAGGAGAUUAUUGAGGCGUAUCAGAAGCAGUUGAUUGAGAACACGUACGGCUGA
Molecule: messenger RNA, 3015 nt
Organism: Zasmidium cellare ATCC 36951
Lineage: Eukaryota; Fungi; Ascomycota; Dothideomycetes; Mycosphaerellales; Mycosphaerellaceae
Exons: 1
Coding region: 1-3015 (1004 amino acids)
Biological process (GO): protein stabilization; telomere maintenance via telomerase
Cellular component (GO): cytosol
Molecular function (GO): telomeric repeat DNA binding; Hsp90 protein binding
Source: RefSeq, a predicted model, not a curated record